Stereum hirsutum FP-91666 SS1 is the source of this 633-nucleotide messenger RNA. Its product is annotated as kinase-like protein. Gene Ontology annotation, biological process: protein phosphorylation. The transcript is spliced from 4 exons. The annotation marks the transcript as partial. The record is from RefSeq and is a predicted model, not a curated record. NCBI's taxonomy places the organism in Eukaryota, Fungi, Basidiomycota, Agaricomycetes, Russulales, Stereaceae. Gene Ontology annotation, molecular function: ATP binding; protein kinase activity.
CCCUUUAUGGUUAGCGAGUAUUGUAAGUACGGGAACGUAUGCGAGUAUCUGCGUGGUCCUUUCCCCGAAGCCGAUCGUCUGUCUCUGCUGAGUGGUAUCGUCUCAGGCAUGAUAUAUCUACACGGGAAUAGCAUCGUCCAUGGUGAUCUCAAAGGCGUCAACGUUCUUGUGGACGAUAAUCAUCAAGCUAUUCUUGCCGACUUUGGUAUCUCGCGGCUCCUGGAUGACACUCUCACAAUCCGUAGCCACGCGUCUCUCACUGGGUCAUUAAACGGUACUUUUCGCUGGAUGGCGCCCGAAUGUCUCAGCGGUACCCGAGCUAAGAAGUCCUCGGACGUCUACAGCUUUGCCAUCACGGCCUGGGAGAUAUUUAGCGGCGAAGUUCCCUUUUUCGGCAUAUAUGAGCCUUUAUUGGCCAAAGCCGUUGUCGACAAUGGAGAGCGUCCCAAGCGUCCGGGCAGGCUGGACAAGGAGGAGAACGACUCUCUAUGGAAGUUGAUGGAGUCGUGUUGGGAUGGAGAUCCUUCGGCCAGGCCAUCCUUUGUCAGUAUACAAGAUACUAUGAAAUAUGAUCUUCCCAGACCUAAAGGUAAGAACACCUUCAGAAAUCUACGAAGAGGUCAUAGCAGUUAA